This is a messenger RNA of Rhodamnia argentea, 2846 nucleotides long. RefSeq names its product chromatin assembly factor 1 subunit FAS1. The record is from RefSeq and is a predicted model, not a curated record. Lineage: Eukaryota; Viridiplantae; Streptophyta; Magnoliopsida; Myrtales; Myrtaceae. Gene Ontology annotation, cellular component: nucleus; CAF-1 complex. Gene Ontology annotation, biological process: nucleosome assembly.
AAGAAGGGAGUGGAAGUCGUGGCGGCGUCUUCUUUGCCUCCAAAUCUUCCCAGUCGUCGACACGCUUCGUCUCCUCCUCAGAUCGACACCUCCUCCAAACCCUAGAUUCUUGCAGGCCGACGACCACCCUCUCCCUCUCUACUGCAUCUCUGGGUCGCAGGCUCUUUGGGUUUUCUUUCCUCUGUGUGUGCGCGUGUGUGGGUGGGUGGGUGUUUUUUGGGGGUAAAGGAAGUGGGGAAAUGGUGGAUGCUGGGCCGACGGCAGUCGACGCCGGCGACGGCGCGAACGGGCCGACGCUGGCCUCCCACCCCCGGGAGACCCUCAAGCGCAAGAGGGGGGUUUCUCGUUCUCUGCUCAAGAACCUCAGCGCCGACGAGCGGCGGGACCGAGUCGCGUCGCUCAACGCCGAAAUCCAGGGGCUCUUCUCUUACUACCGCGAAAUGAUGGGUCAGAAGCUCGCCCUGGACUUGAGCUCGGCGGAAUGCGGGUCCACCAACGGGGCGAUCGCGUGCUGCUUGGAGGAGGCCGCCACGCCGCUUUCCAAGCUGGUGGAGGAGGUGUACGGCAAGUUGAAGGAGAGAAACGCAGGAGGAGGAGGAGGAGGCCUCACGCUGGCGUCGGUGAAGAGUGGAGUCGUGUUCGUUGGGCAGAGAGUGAUGUAUGGUGUCCCCAAUGCCGACGCCGACGUUCUGGAAGAUGAUUCUCCCUCCUCUCUCUGGUGUUGGGAGACCAGAGAGCUGAAGUUGUUGCCCAAGUCCGUGCAUGGUCUUAUCAAGAUUCGACGCACAUGUCGGAGAAAGAUUCAUGAGAGAUUAUGUGCUGUUUCUGCAAUGUUAAAUGCAUUAGAGAAGUCAGAGUAUGAUCCGGAUAGCGAGCUUGAUUUGUUGAAAGCCUCAGAGAUGCUCCGUAAAGCGCUAAACGAGACAGAUUUACGCUUGUUACAGGACAGCUUGCUGCAGAAGAAUCGUGCUGACACGGCUGAGAAGGAGGCAAAACUAGAUCCUAAAGCUUACAUAAGGCAAUUGGAGAGAAAUAAACGAGAAAUUGAGAGAGAGAAAAAGAGAAUUGAUCGUGAAGUUCAGAAGGAAAAGUUGAAAGCUGAAAAGGAAUUGAAGCGCUUGCAAGAGGAGGCAGACAAGGAAGAGAAGCGUUGUGAAAAUGAAGACCUUGAGUUGAAGAAACAGCUUAAAAAGCAGGAAGAAGCUAAGAAAGAUCAGCGUCGGAGAGAGAAGGAGGAAGCUGAAUUGAAGAAGCAAGUUGCCCUGCAGAAGCAAGCGUCCAUGAUGGAACGGUUCCUCAAAAGAAGUAAGACUACUUCACCUGUCCUGGAUGACAAAUCCUCACCCGGUUUGCCUUUGUCCAGUAAUGCAAGAGAAUGGAUCCAUGAGUCAGUUGCAUGCUUGAUGGAUUCUGCUCUUACCUCAAAUCAAGAAAUUACCAUUGGCCAAAUCUGGAAUUCUCAUUUAUCAUCUUGGCGUUGUCUGGGUCAGUCCAUACGCUCAAAUCAAGAACAGCAUUGGGGAAUACGCAGGAAGCCCAAAACUGAAAUAUUCAAGGAACUUAAGCUCACCACAGCUAACUCCAUUAAAGGGGUAGCACAGGAUGAUGAGUUGAACCUUGAAAAGCUAGUGAGUGGAUGGAAGGAGAGGAUUUCUGAUGACAUGUCAACAUGUAAAGCUGGAGAUAAGUCUCAUCCGGGCAUGAGGAAAUGUGUCAGAAGGAAGCAAUUAUUGCAGUUUGAUAAGAGUCAUAGACCUGCAUUUUAUGGUAUGUGGCCAGCAAAAAGUGAAGCUGUUGGGCCGCGCCACCCAUUAAGGAAGGAUCCAGAUCUGGAUUAUGAUGUUGAUAGUGACGAGGAAUGGGAAGAGGAGGAUCCGGGAGAAAGCCUAUCUGAUUGUGAUAAAGAUGAUGAAGAAAGCUUAGAUGAGGGCUGUUCCAAAGCUGAUGAAGAUGAAAGUGAGGAUGGGUUUUUUGUACCUGAUGGUUAUCUCUCGGAAAAUGAGGGUGUACAAGUUGACAACAUGGAGAUUGAUGAUAUUCCAGUUGAGGGCAUGACUUCAUCUUCUGAGCAAGACUUGGGGCAUGUGAUCUUCUCUGCGCUGCUUCAACAGCAGAAGCAUCUACGCAAUGUGACAGAGCAUGCGCUUCGGAAAAAUCAGCCCUUUAUAAUUACUAAUUUAUCCCAUGAGAAGUCUACUAAAAAAAUGGCUGGAGAAGUAAGUGCUGCUCAAAAGCUGGAACAGAUGUGCUUGGAAGUGUUAAGCAUGCUUAUCUUGCCAGGUGCCAAACUUCCAGAAUGUCUAGCUGACAACAUCUUGGAUGAGGAUGAAGAGGAUUGCCCAACUAACAGCAAGAGCUGCUCAACACCAGCAAUGCACGCUGUAGAUGUACCUGAUUCCGAGUUGCCAACCAUUGUAUCUGCUAUACAAUCAUGUUCACAAGGUAUUAACAAGGUGGUAGACUCUUUGCAAAAGAAGCUUCCUGCUAUAUCUAAAACAUCGUUGCGGAAUAAAGUUCGUGAGAUAUCAGAUUUUGUGGAUAACCGCUGGCAGGUCAAAAAAGAAAUCUUGGACAAGCUUGGUUUGUCUGUUUCACCAGAGAGGAGCGGUGGAAGGGCCAAAAGUGCUUUUUUCUCGAAGAGGUGCUUGCCGCCUGCUGGUGGGAGUGUGAAUGCAGAUGAGAUUUUGUAACCAUCGUGGAGUUCUGCUGUCUGUGUGAAGCAGAUUGCACAUAAAUCAACUCAUCUUACUAGGAUUUCCCAUAAACACGUGUUCCAUUUUUGAGCUAUGUGAUGUAUCAGUUGUGUAAAAUGGUCAGAAGUAAGACUGGCCAAGUCUAAUUGUACU